AUGAAACAGCGACCUUCAAUGAGUUUUCUGUCCAAAAGCUGCAACCUUCCUGAAGAUUGUUGUUUGAAACAGCUAUGUUAUUCAAGAUCGCUGUUUGAAAUAGCUACCUUAAGAAGGUUGCUGUUUCAAACCACCAACUCAAUAAAGAUCGCUGAAUGGGAUUUCAUGCAACUUUAUUCAUUUCGUGGUGGUGAAGAUCACAGCGAUUUUCCCGUCUCUCUACUAAAGAGAGUGAGUGGUCUUCUUAGAUGGGAAUACAAGAACCCAUCUUCAUAUCCGCUUCAAUGGAAGCGUAAAACACUCCCCAUAUUCGCAGAAUGCAGCGCCUUUUACCACACAUUACAAAAACCGUCCCCUUUGACAACAACCGAAGAGCAUGAUCUUGAACUAGUCCACAAAAGACUAACCACAAUAUGUGAUAAGGCCUUAGAAAGCAAUGUGCCUGUAGUCAUUGAUGCAGAGGAUACUUCUAUCCAACCGGGCAUCGAUUGCUUCACAUAUUGGGCUACUGUCAAGUACAACAAGGGCACAAAGCCCUUAGUUUACGGCACCGUUCAAGCGUAUUUGAAGGAUGCGGGUCAGAGGUUGUUUGAGACCAAGAAAGCUGCUGAUAAAAUGGGAUUGCCAAUCGGGUUUAAGCUUGUAAGAGGAGCUUAUAUGUCCAGCGAAAGAAAACUGGCUCAUUCGCUCGGUGUUGAGUCUCCUAUACACAAUAGCAUCAAUGACACGCACCAUUGUUUCAAUGAGUGCGCUUCGUAUAUGCUCGAUGAGGUCUCUAGUGGCCCUGGUGGGCUCAUUCUUGCUACUCAUAAUCUUAAGUCAGGUAAAGUUUGUAACUUUACGGCUUUGAUCAUCAGGUUGCUUUGCAUUUUUGUUAUUUGUUAAGAAAAGUUUUAAAAAGGUACAUUUUGUUAUGUUCUUAGAAUGGAUCAUGAGCUAGUUGUAGUGCACCAAAUUUUAUAAAUGUAUUGUGAAUCAGGGUACAUUGAUUAUGAAAACCGAAGUUGAAAACAUAAUAUUUCGAAAACGAGGUAUUUCUUAAGACAACAUUCAAGAUCUUCAACACUGCAUGGCUUCAAACUGACUUUUGAAUGAGUCUUUACAGGGAAAAUGGCUGCCCGAAAAGCACGCGAUUUGGGGAUUGGUAAAGAUAGUGAUAAGCUUGAAUUCGCCUCGCUUUAUGGAAUGGCAGAUGCAAUGAGUUUUGGAUUGAGAAAUGCAGGGUUUGGUGUGAGCAAAUAUUUGCCAUUCGGGCCCGUUUCGGAGAUCAUGCCUUACCUUUUGAGACGAGCAGAAGAGAACAAAGGGUUACUCUCAUCUUCUAAUCUUGAUAGACAUCUCAUGAUGCAAGCAACUUGUAUACUCUUAUGUAUACAUAAUUGUUUCUAGAGAAGUUCUUUUAACAAUUGAAUUGAUGGUGUUAGUAUUAUGUUUAUGCAGGAAAGAGUUAAAGAUGAGAGUGAAUGCUUGUGUUUUACGCUUGGUUGAAGGCGAGAGUAGAUUCAAAACAUAAGCAAGCUCCAUUGUUGAAGUUAAAAUGUGAUGCGAUUCGAGUUUGGGCCUUUUGCUUCUAGACCUUGUUACCAUGUAGUUCCAAGGAUGCAUAUAAAUCAAUAGGAGUAUGUGAUUUCUUUGAGGAUAAUAAAACAAUAAUGGAGAGCUUUCAUUAUUCUAAUUCAUGUAAAAUUCUUCCUCUCCAA
Helianthus annuus (common sunflower) is the source of this 1700-nucleotide messenger RNA. Its product is annotated as proline dehydrogenase 2, mitochondrial-like. Lineage: Eukaryota; Viridiplantae; Streptophyta; Magnoliopsida; Asterales; Asteraceae. The record is from RefSeq and is a predicted model, not a curated record. Gene Ontology annotation, molecular function: proline dehydrogenase activity; FAD binding. Bases 1 to 885 code for a protein of 294 amino acids. Gene Ontology annotation, cellular component: mitochondrion. The transcript is spliced from 3 exons.